GCUCAGCGCGGCGAUUUCAAAACACAUUUUGUUUCCAACGAACGAACGAAGCGAGGGCUGCUUUAAUACAAAAUUUAUGUUAUAUUUAGCACAAAAUGCCUCCAAGAAAGAAGAAUAGACAACAAGUUAGUAAAAGGAAGCGUCCAGUUCUUCCUGAUGGCAGUAUCGAUUCGUCGAUGCAGCUCGAAGACAGGCGACAUAAACUGGAUGACUACCUCAACGACUUCGAUAUCCAUGCGGAAGAAAUAAUGAAGAGGAUGCGCAUACAUGGAAAUACAAUGAUCAGCAAAAUCCGUGCCAUAUACAGACAAGAGAUUAUGAAAUACUCUAAUGACACCAGGAAAAUGAAACUAUGUGACUUUUUAGCCCAGGGAGGGGAAGUGAAUAAUGCAGCAAUGAAAGAGGCAUCAAAUAAUUUAACAGAGCUCGCCAAUGCUGUCUUUAAAAAUGCCCCUCAAACAAGUGAGAGACCCCCAUUGACUGAAGCUCAUGGAAAUGCAGAUUUUGCAACACCAGCUCCAGUCACCACAGGAAGGACAACACGGAGCACUGCUAAACGUACUGGCACUGCAGCCAAACGGGCCCCAAGAACAGCAAAGCGAAACCAAACAAAGACAGAAAAUCAGUUUGUUACACCUGCAGCAAGUAGGCUUCCACAGAACUACCAAACGCCAUUUGUCACACCCAAAUUUGACCCCAGGUUGCCAAUUACUCCUGCCUUCCUCCGUGAAGCAAAAGCUGGAGAGAGGAUCAUGAGUUUGAGUGGUUCUCCUCUCGCUAAUCGAAGUGCCCCAGAGACUGUUGAAGCUUUUAUUCCAAUUGGUGAAGGAAAGACUUUUCAGCUGUCGUCGGCAACUGAGUUGAGCCCUCGCUCCUUGCCCACACUAAACGAUGUUGGACGAAAGAAUUUGGAGUUGCUUCAGAUGCAGCUAUCCCGUCUUCUUAAGGUCCCCAAUACUUGAUUGAACUGAUGAAAUAGCAACAUGGAAAAACACUCCCUCAAGUAACACUAGGCUAGCAUAACCCAGAGCUUUUAAUCUACAUCUUCUUUAUACAGCUUAAAGUACAUAGAAACACGUUAACUAUUCCUAAUGAUUGUCUUGUGGGAUUGUUAUUUACGCGUAAAAAAGUUUUUUUUAAAUCUCGCCUAUACUCUAAGAUUUGCAGCUUGAGUACGUAUACACUCUUUCUUUUGUAAAAAUCUUUUUAAUAAGAACUUCAGCCUGGCGUGUCGCCAAAUUCUAAGAAAAUGCUAAGAACAUGGCAAGGCUAAAAUAACAGCAAAGUAAUUUUUUUUCGUUUGACUGAUGGCCUCUUAAAAUGAAGAUUCAAAUUGUGUUUAUUCUAGCGUCUUUUGUUAUUAAUCUUUUGUGUCAUUCUGUUUUUAAUACUUAAGUGUGAUUUAAGGUCACUUAAAUCUAAGAACGUUUUAAGCCUUGCUCCAAAAAUAAGAACGACCGCCUCGACUGAGAAUUAGACAUUCUUAUUCAAAAGAGUGUAUUUAGGUAGAGAGGCGGGCAUCCGCUAUGCAGGUUGCAAGAGGAAAGGAGUUAUUUUAGUAGCUCAAACAAGAUCCCUUAGCGAUUCACGUGCUAUUCGUAUGACGCAAAGUGUCUGGAUUAGAGCGUUGUCUUAUAAAAACAGAAACUUUCCUGAUAAUAGUAAAUCCAGCUUUUUAGAUAGAAUCCGCCCUUGUAAAUAUUGACUCUUUUGUUGAAUAAUUUUGUACUUUUUAAUAUUGA
Nematostella vectensis (starlet sea anemone) is the source of this 1742-nucleotide messenger RNA. Its product is annotated as borealin. The record is from RefSeq and is a predicted model, not a curated record. Bases 96 to 962 code for a protein of 288 amino acids. Gene Ontology annotation, biological process: mitotic sister chromatid segregation. NCBI's taxonomy places the organism in Eukaryota, Metazoa, Cnidaria, Anthozoa, Actiniaria, Edwardsiidae. Gene Ontology annotation, cellular component: spindle midzone; chromosome, centromeric region; chromosome passenger complex. The transcript is spliced from 12 exons.